UCGCCUCCCGGCUCCGCUCCUUCCCUUCCUCCCUUCCUUCCUUCCCUCCCUUCCUCCCCUUUCCCUUCCCUUCCCGUCCCUUCCCCGGCGCCCAUUUCGGCGCGGCCGGGCACCCGGAGUGUCUGCGGGCCGCCGGCUGCUCCGCGCCGCUUGGCUCCUUCCCCCAGUAACAGCUCCCACAUUCCGCCCCGAUCCCUCCUCAAUCUCAAUCACACACACACACAUAUUACUUUUUUUUUUUCUCCCCUCCUUCCUCGGGACUUAAUCUCCAGCCCCCCCUCGCCCUCCCCACCCUCCCCUCCCCCGGCCCCUGGCUCGGAUAUAAUUGAAUAUCACAGCGCUACGCGCUGGGUAUUUUUUUUCCUUCCUCCUCCUGUGUGUGUGUGUGUGGUGGUUUUGUUGUUUUUGGGUUUGGUUUUUUUUUUUUUCCCCCCUCUCCUGGUAUUUUUUUUCUCUUCCUCCUCUCGGUGUGGACACCUUAAAAAUACAUAUAUAUAGAUAUUUAUAUAUAUAUAUUAUCGACACCUAUACGCGUGUACACACACACACACACACACACACACGCAGGGAUGUGCGCGUAUAAUAUACACGCGGCGGUAUAAAACACACGGGAGGAGGAGAGACAAUCCAGGGUGAAUUCCUCGUGCCUCCAUUCCCUGUGAAAGGGGGGAGCAGCCGCUCGCAAGCAUCACCCUUCUGUGGCAAGAGGCGCCUGAAAGGAAAACUUCUGCAUAUCAAUGCACUGCCAAUGGUGGUGUAAUACCAAGGGCUGUACUGCUGCCACAUCACAAUUUUGUGGGGUUUCAGAGAGUAGUUCUGGGUUGUGUCCUUUGUUGUGACCUCAUGGUUUAACUGGGAAUAAAGAUGAGUAUAAGCAGUGAUGAGGUUAACUUCCUGGUAUAUAGAUACUUGCAAGAGUCAGGGUUUUCCCAUUCAGCAUUUACCUUUGGUAUAGAGAGCCAUAUCAGCCAGUCUAAUAUAAAUGGUGCUCUGGUGCCACCAGCUGCUUUGAUUUCCAUCAUCCAGAAAGGUCUACAAUAUGUAGAGGCAGAAGUCAGUAUUAAUGAGGAUGGUACCUUGUUUGAUGGUAGGCCGAUAGAGUCUCUCUCACUGAUAGAUGCAGUGAUGCCUGAUGUGGUACAGACAAGACAACAGGCCUACAGAGAUAAACUUGCACAACAACAGGCAGCAGCUGCUGCAGCUGCAGCUGCCACCAACCAACAGGGAUCAGCAAAAAAUGGAGAGAAUACUGCAAAUGGGGAAGAGAACGGAGCACAUACUAUAGCAAAUAAUCACACAGACAUGAUGGAAGUAGACGGAGAUGUUGAAAUCCCUCCCAACAAGGCAGUGGUGCUGCGUGGCCAUGAAUCUGAAGUAUUCAUCUGUGCCUGGAAUCCCGUUAGUGACCUUUUGGCCUCAGGAUCUGGAGAUUCGACAGCACGGAUAUGGAACCUCAGUGAGAACAGCACGAGCGGCUCGACGCAGCUGGUACUUCGGCACUGCAUCCGGGAAGGAGGGCAGGAUGUACCCAGCAACAAAGAUGUGACAUCACUGGACUGGAACAGUGAAGGUACACUUCUAGCAACUGGGUCUUACGAUGGCUUUGCCAGGAUAUGGACUAAAGAUGGUAAUCUUGCCAGCACCUUAGGGCAACAUAAAGGUCCUAUAUUUGCGUUAAAAUGGAACAAGAAAGGAAACUUCAUUUUAAGUGCAGGAGUGGACAAGACCACAAUUAUUUGGGAUGCCCACACUGGCGAAGCCAAGCAGCAGUUUCCUUUUCAUUCUGCACCAGCAUUAGAUGUUGAUUGGCAGAGUAACAACACAUUUGCCUCUUGCAGUACAGACAUGUGUAUUCACGUUUGUAAACUAGGACAAGAUAGGCCCAUCAAAACCUUCCAGGGUCACACAAAUGAAGUAAAUGCAAUCAAAUGGGAUCCAACUGGUAAUCUCCUGGCAUCCUGCUCUGAUGACAUGACUCUAAAGAUCUGGAGUAUGAAACAAGACAGUUGUGUCCAUGAUUUACAAGCACACAACAAAGAAAUUUAUACUAUCAAAUGGAGUCCUACAGGACCAGGAACAAAUAAUCCAAAUGCCAAUCUUAUGUUAGCAAGUGCAUCCUUUGACUCUACUGUUAGGUUAUGGGAUGUAGACAGAGGAAUUUGUAUUCAUACUCUGACAAAACAUCAAGAACCUGUGUACAGUGUAGCUUUCAGUCCUGAUGGCAGGUAUCUGGCCAGUGGCUCCUUUGAUAAAUGUGUACACAUCUGGAAUACACAGACAGGUGCCCUAGUUCACAGUUAUCGGGGAACAGGAGGGAUUUUCGAGGUUUGCUGGAAUGCAGCAGGAGACAAAGUUGGAGCAAGUGCUUCAGAUGGUUCAGUUUGUGUAUUAGACCUACGGAAAUAGCGCUACUAGUUGGAAGCCAUGGACCGACUAUGAAUGUGUACAUAGCCAAAAUGACUGUCCCUGACCCAUGUACUGCUAUAGUCCCAAUCGAACCAUGGCCAGUCCACUACAGCCAAAUGUAAAAGAAAUAUAUACAUAUACUGUAUAUAUAAAAAAAAAAAAAAAAAAAAAAAAGGAAAAAAAAAGAGGAAAAAAAAAAUUACACCCUGAAGAGGAUGACAGAGUUUUGUCACAGCUUGUGAAUCCUGUUCACCAAGUGCUGGAAUCUGCUGUGCCCCAAAAUAACAUUUAAAGGUUUUGGAUAUGAAAAACAGAAGAGAGAGCGAGAGAGAGAGAGAAAUAUACCAUAUACAAGAGCAGACCCAUAUACAUACCAAAUUCAGAAGAUACUAAUGGCAGCCUUCAUUACCCCUUCCCCCAUUAAAUCCAUUCUCACAUGGAUUGUGGGAUAUUUUUGUUUUCCUUCUCAGUAGUUGAACAGUUUUGUGUGUACAGAGAAAAUGGACUUACAGAAAUCUGCAGCAGUAGGUUUUUUUCUUUGCUUUUAAACAUUGGGUUUUCUGUUUUGUUUUGGUUAAGUUUACGGAUGCAUGAAGUAAGGGAGUGAAUUAGUUUCUUGUUUAUGUUUUUUUCACCUUGGAAAAAAAAAAGUGCGUUUCUUUGAAACGUGUUUUGAUGCGUUCUUUGAAGAGGUAGUUUGAACCUGAUAAUGUUUGGUACAUUUUGUGGCUCCCAGAGCGCAAUUUUGUGAACAGAGGGAGGGUGGAAAAGGGAUUAUGAAGAGAGAAGAAAAAAAACCCAUCCUUCUUCAAGGCGUGGUAUUUCACGUCCUGCUCAUCUACAAAGUAUGACAGUAAUGGGUAUAAGGUUAUGUUUGAUUUUUCUGGUGACAUGGCUGAAAUGCAGUAGUUUCUUAUUUGGGACAUAAUUCUGCCAAUCUUAAGACCAGAAGGGCAUAAAAACGCAGGAAAAAAAUACAGGGAUGCAAAAAAAAAGAAAAAAAAAAAGUAAAAAAAGAAGACAAAAAAAGAGGAAAAAAAGUGCAUCUUCUGUUGCUUUAAGACCAUAGCUAAAAUAUGGUUAAAUUGUGCACUAUUGUGAAAAGGAGCAAAGUAUAGCUGGGGGAUUUUGUUUAAGAGGUUAAGAUCUUUCUGGACAAGGGUUCAUGCCACAGCUUCUUUAAGAGUUGCCCAUCAUUAUUUGUAGGAGCUUAGAUGUAUAACUGUAACCAAACUCCAGUAUUAAAAGUAUUUCAUGUAAUUUUUCUUUAUUAAAAAUAAAAUCUUUGGCAUAUAUUUGAUAACACUGCCAUUAAGAGGCAAAAUGUUUACUACCUUAGAUUGAAAAAAAAUCUGAAACAGAGGACUUGCUUCAAGUUUAUUUUAAUAGCAGUGAUUCAGCUUAUUUAAAAGAUGAAUACUUGCACUAAUUGCCCUGCUGCUCCAGUCCUGCAGUUCAUUGUAUCUUGUGACUACAUUUUUUUCCAAAUAUAGGGUAGAUGUAAGCUGCUAUUUUUUUAAUAAUCACUACUAUAUAGUGUCUUUUACUCUGUUUACAAUAUCAAGUAUUUUUCUUACAAUGACAGAUGUAUAUGGCAAACCUUUUUCUGCUCAUGUGAUUAAAAGUAUAUUGAUAGUGAUUUUAUUUGUAAAUGAUAGCAUGAGGUUGUGUUUACGCGUAUGUGUAGUCAAAAAGGUUGCAUCAUGUCUUGCAUAAGAUUCCAAGAGUGUAAAUUUAUAAAAAGAGAGGUUGUCAAAUUUAUGUCACAGACAUUUUACUUAAGGAAUGGUUUAUAUUACAGAGCUUUGCAAAGUUAUCAGUUUUAUAACACUAUUUCAAUCACAAUUAAUUUUGUGGCUUAUGAUUGUUAGUCUCUAACCUAUUUUUUUAUUCAUUUCGGGGUUUUUCCCCCUCUCCAAGUUAGGUAUAAAUUCAUUUAAUUGAGAUAAUGCAGCUUUGACAUUUUAACCAUUGUUCUUUAGGCAUCGAUUUCUGCUAUUUCCAUGAAAUAAACACGACUUGAAGCAAGUCUGAGUUUGGCUAAGGUAGGGUAGCAAUUUGCCAGUGGUAAAGACAAGUCAACAGUACAUUCUUUAUAUAUACCCCAGGAUUAUGCUACUGUCAUACACAGCGUUUAAAACCAACACAAAGUCAUAUCCAUAAAGACAGUUAUCUGCGGUGGUUCGGUGCCAGCUAUUUUUAGGGUUUUGGAGCAUAUUGCAAAUGUUUAGAGCAAUUACCCUGUGAGUUACAAUAUGUAGGAAACCUAAUAUAUUGAGUGUCUGGCACUUGAAAUAUUGCUUUUAUUGCUGGAGGUCCAUGACUGUGGCUGACCUCUGUCAUUUAAUGAAAAAAAAAAUAAAAAUAAAAAAAAAAUUCUGUGCAAUAAUUUUAAACUGUGCUCCCAGGAAUAGACACAAAUGUUUUGAGUAUGUUUAAGCUGCAUUUUUCGUUUAGCAAUGCAUUUGUCAAUUGCACUGAAUUUAAAUCUGAAAGUCAGAAGUGAUUCUUGAUAGUACUUUUGUAUUUUAAUAUGGACAGUUUAUUCAUUUUCAUAAAAGUUACUGGGACGAUUCUUUCAGCCAAUCUAAACAAUUGUGGUGGAAUUCUGUGACAUAGCUGCAAAAUCACACAGCCACGUUUUAGGGAAUUGCCAUUUUCCUCUUUCUCAAUCAUCAGCUGUUUUGGUUGUAAUUCUAGUUGCUUAAGCAUAGCGUCACACACUCAGAAAUAGAUAAAAACCAGAGCUCCAGUGUCACCAGGCCAGGGUUGCCAGGGGCUCAAGGCACAGCCCAGCAGGAACGUCAGAUCCGUUGGCUGGAGCGCUCUGGAUGCGCGGGCUGAGCCCCCAGCCUGGUGUGGGUCAGCAGUGUCCCACUGCCUGGAGUGAGGCCAGUUUCCAGUAGGGAAGGAUCCGUAGCUGUUUGUUGUUGUUGUCCUGCCAUGCCACAGUGCUGCUCCUGCUCCUGCCGCCUCUCGCCUCGCGCUCCAUACGCCGGUCACCGCACGUGUGCAAGGUGUGCUGGGUUCUGUGAUCACAUGAACCAAAAAAGGCAACAAAAAAAGAGAGAACUACGACAUGAAUUACUAUCUUUUAUAGCACAAAGGCCUCGUAUUCAAUAGUGAGGUGGACCAUCCAAAUUGUUCCUUUAAAUUGAGGAUGCCAAGUGGCAGCAAGACCCUGACUUUGUGCGGCAUGUACGCACAUGCUUAGUCUUACAGAUGGAGUCAUUCCUAUUUUUUCCAGUUCAACACAAUAAUGGGAAAGUAUCCAAAUAGAGGAUAAAAGGAAGGGGAAAAACUGGGCUCAGAAUUAAUGAUGGGAUAAGAAAUGAACUGCUGUCGAGUUCACUGUCUUUCUACACGUCAAUCUGAGAAUCCCGUUUCUCAUUUCUGCAUGAUCAGAUCCAGGUUUCUGUAGAGUUCCUCUUUUCCUAUUUUUACUUUAACUUUUUCUGCAUUUUUAAAUUGAUGUAAAGAUUCCCAACCAGUGGACUUCUUAGUGUAGUUAAGAGAAUAUCUAGGUCCUCAUAAAAGCUUUUUUAGACUCUUUGUAAUGUUGAUAAACUGAGUUUAUUCUGGGACUACCAUUGUGCAGGGUUAUUUACCGUGUCUACUAGAUGAUUGGAAAUCUUAUAUGAAACACUAAAAGUGCCUCUUUUUCUGGGUUGGGUGGAGGGGAGGUAGUAGUUACCAGAGUCAGAAUGACAUGGCAUUUCGAAGCAUGUUUCUUGAUUUCGUGACACUUUAAUGCAUCUUGAGAGAAAGGCCAAAGAUUUCUACCAAUUUUAAUUGAUUUUCAUUUUUAAAAAGCACUCCUUUUUCCUUACACUGCUUACCUCAUGCUAGGGUGUUUGAUGGGACUUUGUACCUUUGAAAUGUUUUUUUGUGUUUAGGAAGAAUAGUGGUUGGCAUAGGGUGGUCGUGCCAGUUUGCCUUCGGAGCAGCCUCAGCAGCUGAUGUGUUUGGUUCCACUGAAGGGAAGGGGUUUCAUCGCGAUUGCAAACUGGGGGUUCCAGCCUGUAAAUAAAAGGUUGUCUGUUUUUGUCUGUUUAGCAAAGAGGAGCCUUGGGACCCGGUUUUUCCAAUCUUUGCCUAACCAGAAAUCCCAUUGUCUUUCACUUCAUGAGAAAAACCUUGGCCAGAGCGAGCGUUGGAGGCGUUGGGGCCGUGUUGAACCGCCCAGCGUUGCGUGUAGGUAAAACGAGCCACAUCCCCCUCGACCCGAGGGUCCCCUCGGCUGCCGUGGGGUUUUGCCAGAACUGGAUUUAAGCCCAGUGUUCCUUUUUGGCUGAAAAGCCUGAUAGCUUCUCCCUUCAAAAAGCCCUCUAGAGCUGUUCCCCGGGGGGAUCUCUCCAGACGUCUUGAAGAAAGCAGAAGCAACAUUGUGGCAUGUUAGAAGUAAAUAUGGCUUCGGGAGACAGCAGUAAAUCUCCAUCAAGAUCCCUGACAUUUUCCGUAGGGAGAAAGCCAUGGAGCAGUCCUCACUUCUCCCUCUAGAGAAAGCUCUGAAAUACCACGAUCUGUGAAAGUGUGACUGUCUUCACUGUCAGUCUGGUGGGAGGCAGAUGAACCAGGAAAAUCUGCCGUUUCGAGCGGAUCGCAGAUUUAGUGUUAAUAGUGCUUCAGAUCAGUAGUUUUGAGUACAUAAUUCGCUUUCUCUGCCUUUAAGUUUGAAGCUUGACAAUAACUUGAGGCAUGUUUUUGUUUUUGUUUUGUUUUUUUUAAAAUAAUCAUUCAUUUUUACUUCAUAAUGUUUUUUGACAUUUGUGGAUAAAUACAAGAAAACAGUCUGCAUGUUGUUGCUAGUCCAGUGUACUUUGCAAUCUUGUCCUCAACAGACUGCAGUGUGCAGAACAGUAAUUCUAGAAUACAGAAGUAAUUUUCUCUCUCUCCUGACAUUGACAUUGUAGUUGUAAUGGUUUCAUUUGGAGUUACAAAUCCUUUGGGUCUAAUUCUGUGAGCCUACCUAUAGCACUGGAUUAAAAUGUCUGCAUCAUUUCUUCAGUUAUCCAGUUAAAUUACAACUGUUGUAAAAGUGUAAACCAGCCCAUGACAGUUUUUUGUACUUGUUUAAAGGACUUUUAUUGUUCAGUUUUCAUGAUUAUUGUCUAAAGAAGACUGAUAUAGAUGUUCUAUACUGUCCUGGACCAUGUUAAUUACACUUUAUGAUGUAUUUUGGUUCUACAUCACAAUGAUUUGUCCCCAAGGCCCUUAUAUCCCUUCUAGGCACAUUUUCUGUUGCAGUUUCCCUUUGCAUUGUAUUGCUUUGACAACUGUAAUUUGAAUCAGAAUUGAAAGAGGUCCAGAAUAAAAUAUAUUUUGAUAUUA
Molecule: messenger RNA, 7737 nt
Organism: Pseudopipra pipra
Lineage: Eukaryota; Metazoa; Chordata; Aves; Passeriformes; Pipridae
Gene: TBL1XR1
Product: TBL1X/Y related 1
Exons: 17
Coding region: 865-2406 (513 amino acids)
Biological process (GO): regulation of transcription by RNA polymerase II
Cellular component (GO): histone deacetylase complex
Molecular function (GO): transcription corepressor activity; protein binding
Source: RefSeq, a predicted model, not a curated record